Molecule: messenger RNA, 684 nt
Organism: Rotaria socialis
Lineage: Eukaryota; Metazoa; Rotifera; Eurotatoria; Philodinida; Philodinidae
Source: the annotation of a GenBank genome assembly
AUGGGCGACUAUGUUGAUCGUGGUUAUUAUUCAGUUGAAACUGUAACAUUGUUAGUCGCACUUAAAGUUCGCUAUAAAGAUCGAAUAACAAUUCUUCGUGGUAAUCAUGAAUCUCGACAGAUUACACAAGUAUACGGAUUUUAUGAUGAAUGCUUACGAAAAUAUGGCAAUGCUAAUGUAUGGAAAUAUUUUACGGAUUUAUUUGAUUAUCUUCCACUAACAGCCAUAGUUGAUAAUCAAAUCUUUUGUUUACACGGUGGACUUAGUCCAUCGAUUGAUACAUUGGAUCAUAUCCGUGCUUUGGACCGAAUUCAAGAAGUUCCACAUGAAGGACCUAUGUGUGAUUUACUAUGGUCUGAUCCAGAUGAUCGUGGUGGUUGGGGUAUUUCACCUAGAGGUGCUGGUUAUACCUUUGGGCAAGACAUUUCAGAAACUUUCAAUCAUACGAAUGGUCUUCAACUUGUGUCUCGCGCUCAUCAAUUGGUUAUGGAAGGUUACAACUGGUGUCAUGAUAAAAAUGUUGUAACAAUAUUUUCAGCACCAAAUUAUUGUUAUCGUUGCGGUAAUCAAGCUGCAAUCAUGGAGCUUGAUGAUUCACUCAAGUAUUCAUUUCUUCAAUUUGAUCCAGCACCACGACGUGGUGAACCACAUGUAACACGUAAAACGCCAGACUAUUUUCUUUGA